GUUCUUUCUUUGUCUUCUUGCAUGCUUUUACAGCAUAGAUUGGCUCAUAGGUGCUGAAUACUGCAAUCGCCAGUACACCUUGUCUCAUACAUGCACAUUGCAAUUUGACGAUCCCCCCUUUGACAUGUGCGGGUAUGAUUUUCUAGUCAUGUCUGACUUCCUCCAUUACAGCCCAACAGCCUUCUGAACUUGGCCAAAUUUCUCGUCUUCACCGGCUUUGCAGGCGAAUGAGGGCUCUGUGAACUCCGCCCUCGGCCCGCUGAAGAUGCUUCGAACGUAAUUGUGUUUACUCUUUUCUGUUGAAAAAGCCUCAUUCGGAUUCUUUAUCAGCGACAUGCUGCUAUGAAAUGAUGCAGAUUCGAGUCAGCCUGCAGCUGCGUCAGGAUCAAAGCCGAUCUUUGGCCAAUGGAGGAGCGACGGAUAAACGAUACCACGGAUAUCGCUUCCCACAAAAGCGCACGAUAUCCCAAUUCAGGUAAGCUGGAUAAUAUGACAUCGUAUUAGGGGGAUCUGGCCGGGACGGCCAUUGAUCGGAGAAUCAUCGGCCAGCCUAUCAACAUGGCUGGAUCGAUACCAUCUGCCCUCAGACUCAACAUGUAUUAUAUAACAGAGCCAUUUGCCUCUUCCCUAUGGAUGGCACUUGGUUCAUCUCAACAGUGAACACCAUAACCUCGAGUUAUACAGCUUUACACCGACUUCACAACUGCGUGCCAAACAACCAGAAAUGUCCGAAACAAAUCCCCCCGAGCCACAGGAUGGACGUGAGUUCGACCUAGCUAGGCAUCCUACUGCACCUUUACGCCUGCUGCGGACCGAGACUCAUCAAACCCUUCGUGACUUGGGCGUGUCGGAAUCUGAACCUCGUCGAGAUAUCAACUACCCUGAGAUAGGUAGUCCUCCAGAUCCUAUCUUCCCUGAAGAAUAUACUCUCGAAACAGCCACUGGUCUCGUGCCAGAACGUACCUUGGAAGAACUACGUUCCAGGACCUCGACAAUACCAUCGAGACGAACGACUCGACGUCGCACUCCUUCUGAGGAAGAUCUCGAAAAGAAAGGAACCGAAGAACCUACCGAAUUCGUCACUUUCAAGAUCGGCGACCCUGGUAAUCCUCACAAUUGGCCAAAAUUGUUUCGAUGGUAUAUAACAAUAAUGGUGUCCAUGCUUGUUGUUUGCAUUGCCUUUGGCUCUUCCAUUGUGACAGGUGGUUUGGGCUUGAUUGAAGACAAAUACCAUGUCUCGCAAGAAGUUGCUAUCUUGACCUGCUCCAUCAUGGUCUGUGGCUUUGCUGUUGGUCCACUUCUCUGGAGUCCACUGAGCGAGAUAAUCGGAAGACAACCUGUUUACAUCAUCUCUCUGGCAUUGUAUACCAUCUUCAACAUCCCUUGCGCUUUAUCACCAAACAUUGGCGGACUCCUUGUCUCGCGGUUUCUUUGCGGUGUAUUUUCCAGCUCAGGCUUGUCUCUGGCCGGUGGCACCAUCGCCGAUAUCUGGAAUAUUGAAGAUCGUGGACUGGCAAUUGCGUACUUUGCAGCCGCACCGUAUUGUGGCCCUGUUCUAGGACCUAUCGUCACUGGCUGGAUCAAUGUUGGGUCUCAUCGACUCGAUCUCUUCUUCUGGGUAAACAUGGCUUACUGUGGUGUCAUGCUCAUUAUCGUGGGCCUUAUCCCCGAGACGUAUGCUCCCGUAAUUCUCAAACGACGAGCGAAGAAAUUGAGAAAGGAGACGGGGGACCCGAACAUCAUUACAGAACAGAAGAAAGUCAAACUUACUCUGCGCGACAUUGUCCGAACCAGUUUGGUCAGACCUAUCACGAUGAUCCUCACCGAGCCUGUCUUGGAUUUGAUGUGCAUGUAUAUCGUGCUGAUCUAUGCCAUGCUUUACGCCUUCUUUUUCGCCUAUCCGGUCAUUUUCGGCGAGCUUUACAAUUUCAACGACGGACAAAUUGGGUUGAUGUUCAUUCCAAUUCUGAUAGGGGCAGCAUUCGCCCUCGUUGCCACCCCUCAGAUUGAACACCACUUCAAAAGAAUAUGUGCGCGCCGCGAUCCCACGCCAGAGGAUCGACUGGUCGGGGCGAUGAUCGGAGCCAGCUUCAUCCCUAUAUCCCUCUUCAUCCUAGGGGCUACCUCUGACAAGGGUGUUAUUUGGGUGGGCCCUGCUUCCUCAGGUAUUGCGUUUGGAUUCGGAAUGGUCCUUUGCUAUUAUUCCGUCAAUAACUACAUCAUCGACUCUUACCAAAAGUAUGCCGCUUCUGCAUUGGCGGCCAAGGUCUUCCUGAGAAGUGGUGGUGGUGCAGCAUUUCCUCUGUUUACGGAGCAAAUGUAUCACCGACUGCACCUCCACUGGGCUUCCUGGCUUCUCGCUUUCAUUGGGAUAGGCAUGGUUUUGAUCCCUUUCAGUUUCUACUUUUUCGGAGCAAAGAUUCGAGCCAAGCUCAACAAAGCUUGAGCCAGACGAGGCCACUCUGCAUGAUUUGUCUGAGUGCAGCGAGUGUAUGCACAAUCUGCGACUUGGGAACAUGGAUGGGCGUUUGAGGUGUGGAAAUGACAAAGUACGGUUGAUAUCAAGGAUUUUCUCAAUCGUUCUAUGUCAAAUAGGAAGCUUCAUAGGGAUGGGAAGGUCCUUACUCCACGCUGGAAAUUAUCAUUAAUUCUACAUUAUACUGAACCUCCUACAUCAUUUCGAAACUGGUAUUCAAGCAUAAUCCAAAUAUCAACAAGGCUCAAAAGAGCCGAAUUUGUACUACCGAAAAGGCAUGUUUUAUUAUACAUAGACAAAAAGUUGUUUUUCAUGCAGUUCUAUGUGCACGGGCU
This is a messenger RNA of Exophiala oligosperma, 2811 nucleotides long. RefSeq lists its product as uncharacterized. Gene Ontology annotation, cellular component: fungal-type vacuole membrane. The transcript has 2 exons. Lineage: Eukaryota; Fungi; Ascomycota; Eurotiomycetes; Chaetothyriales; Herpotrichiellaceae. Gene Ontology annotation, biological process: transmembrane transport; spermine transport. Gene Ontology annotation, molecular function: spermine transmembrane transporter activity. The record is from RefSeq and is a predicted model, not a curated record. The coding region runs from base 725 to 2446 and encodes 573 amino acids.